CCCCCGGCUCAUAGACACACGGCUAGUGACACACAAUAGAGAGGCCGAGUUCGCACAAGGGAGAGCUGAGCUUCGGGGAGGCUGGAGAGGAGUGUGACCCGUACACAAGGAGGACUGAGGAAAGCUGGUAGGACAGAACCUUUCAUAGGCAGGACAUGGCUCUCCAUACACUGCCUCCAUUAAUUCAGCCUGGGAUACAGUGACAUCUUGUUGGACCCAGACAAAGCUCCCUUGUGGUCACUUGUCCCCCCUUGUCCUGGUCUGCAUGUAAAGCCCUGAGCUCCCCCCCCCCCCCACCAGCCAGAUAAGAAGCCCCCAUUUGCGCCCUCCACAAACCGUUUUUAUUCUAUUUAUUUUUUCUGGAGACCAAUGGUGGUGCUGAAAGCCUCAUGCUGAGUCUCCUUGGUGAGGUGUCCCAUUGGGGCCGGGGACAGGAUGCUGGAGCCAGCGGGUUUCGUGGAGGCGUGGCGGGCGCAGUUUCCGGACGCGGAGCCGCCCCGCAUGGAGCUGCGGACGGUGCGGGACAUGGAGCAAGAGUUGGAGAGGUGCAGGGUCACCGUGCGUAGGCUGGAGCGAGAGCUAAACCGGGAACGGUUCCGUAUGAUUUACCUACAGACUCUGCUGGCCAAGGAGAGGAGAGGUUACGACCGCCAGCGAUGGGGCUUCGAGGUGAGGGAUCCACCUGGAGGAGGAGAAGAGAGGCCCUUGUUGUCCAGUCGGGAAGAGAGAGCCUUAGGUCCUGGUAGGGAAGAGAGAAGUCCAGAGGAAAAGACUAGGGGUCCGGGCCGCAGGGAGCCACCUGUCGGCGCUCCGGAUCUGUCUCCUGGGGAUGUGACUCGGGGUCCCCGUCGACUGCUUAGCUUGACAGAGAGAGAUGGGUCAGAAACCCGAUCGGACCGGCUUAGAAGGGCGGCUUCUCACCCUGAGGGGAGUCCCAAAGCCACCUUGCCAGUAGAAUCUCGCCGUGGCCGCUCUUCGGAUAGCAGCUGUGGCUGGGACGGAGAGUAUGAGGAAGCUGAAUUAAAUCCUCGCUUUAUUCGGGAUAAUGCAUUGCCAGGCCCUGGCAGUCAUUGGGGGGAACCUUGGCCACGUCGAUCUGUCUCUCCUCAGAGUUUUGAGGACCUUGGGGGAGGGUAUACACCAGACUGCAGCUCCAAUGAGAACCUGACCUCAAGUGAAGAGGAGCUGUCCUCGGGCCCGUCUGGACGGGUGUCACCUCGGGGUCUUUGGGGUCGCUCCCCUCCUUCACCUGGCAGCGCAAGCCCUCCCACCCCACAGGCACCUGCCCGCCAGUGCCAGCUGAGAGUGUCUGAGGCUGCAAUAGUUGGAGUGAGGAGAAGUGGACAGAUCUGGCCAAGCUGUGUAGAGCCUUCUUCAAGAGAUGGAAGCUUUCAUGUAGAUGGAGAGGCACCAAAUUGUAGAACACCUCCAGGCACUACAGAAGAACAAAGGGCACAGCAUGACCUUAUGCCCUAUAUUGAUGAUUCUCCAAGCUCUUCCCCUCAGCUCAGUGCCAAGAGUCGUGGUAGCAGAGACACGCUCUCCUCUGCGUCUCUGGAAUCCAAUAAAUCAAAUGACCUGGAUAUUGAGAAGGGCCUAGAGAUGAGGAAGUGGGUGCUCUCAGCAAUCUUGGCAAGUGAAGAGACCUACCUUAGCCACCUUGAGGCUCUGCUUCUGCCAAUGAAACCCCUUAAAGCUGCAGCAACCACCUCCCAGCCAGUUCUGACCAUCCAGCAGAUUGAAACCAUUUUCUUCAAAGUCCCAGAGUUGUAUGAAAUCCAUAAAGAGUUUUAUGAUGCGUUGUUUCCACGGGUGCAGAAAUGGAGCCACCAGCAGAGGGUUGGGGACCUUUUCCAAAAACUGGCCAGUCAGCUGGGUGUCUAUCGCGCCUUUGUUGACAACUACGAGGUUGCCAUGGAAACAGCGGAGAAAUGCUGCCAGGCUAAUGCUCAGUUUGCCGAAAUUUCAGAGAAUCUGAGAGCUAGAAGCACACGAGAAUCCAAGGAUCAAGCAGCUAAAACCUCCCUGGAAACACUACUCUACAAGCCAGUGGAUCGUGUUACGCGGAGUACUCUUGUUCUGCAUGACCUUUUAAAGCACACACCAACCAGCCAUCCAGACUACCCACUGCUGCAAGAUGCACUUCGCAUUUCCCAGAACUUCCUUUCCAGCAUCAAUGAAGAGAUCACUCCCAGGCGCCAGUCAAUGACUGUGCGGAAAGGAGAGCAUCGACAACUCUUGAAAGACAGUUUCAUGGUUGAACUCGUUGAAGGUGCCCGAAAACUGCGCCAUGUUUUCUUUUUUACAGACCUUCUCCUCUGCGCCAAAUUGAAAAAACAAAUUGGGGGGAAAAGCCAGCAGUAUGACUGUAAGUGGUACAUACCAUUAGCAGACCUGACCUUCCAGCCUGUGGAUGAGUCUGAAGCUGCUGCUAACAUUCCUAUGAUACAAGAUGAUGAGCUAGAAGCCAUGAAGGUGAAAAUAUCCAAUCUGAAGAGUGAUAUUCAGAGAGAGAGGAAAGCAAACAAAGGAGGAAAAGGCAUGGAUCGUCUGCGCAAGAAGCUUUGUGAGCAAGAGUCAAUGUUGUUGUUACUCUCACCAAGCAUGGCAUUCCGAGUGCACAAUCGCAAUGGCAAGGGUUACACGUUCCUAACCUGGUCAGACUAUGAGCGGGCUGAAUGGGGAGAAAACAUCCGAGAGCAGCAGAAGAAAUGCAUUAAAAGUUUUUCUCUCUCUUCACUGGAAAUACAAAUGUUAACAAACUCCUGUGUUAAACUGCAGACUGUCCAUAGGAUUCCUUUGACCUUGAGUAAAGAAGAUGAUGAAUCUUCUGGCCUUUAUGGUUUUCUAAAUGUCAUCGUGCACUCUGCCACUGGGUUCCAGCAAAGCUCAAAUUUGUUCUGUACACUGGAAGUGGAUUCUUUCGGAUAUUUUGUUAACAAGGCAAAAACACGAGUCUAUCGCAACACAACUGAUCCGAGCUGGAAUGAGGAAUUUGAAAUCGAACUUGAGGGGUCUCAGACGCUGCGCAUACUUUGCUAUGAAAAGUACUACAACAAGAAUCGGCCUAUAAGGGAAGAUGGAGGGGAGUGUAGUGAACGUAUGGUGGCAAAAGGUCAAGUACAGCUGGACCCCAACAUGGUCAUGGGGAAGGAUUGGCAACGUUCAGUUGUGUCUAUGAACGGGAUAGAGGUCAAGUUGUCGCUGAAGUUUACAAGCCGAGAGUUUAGCCUAAAGCGUCUUCCCUCACGAAAACAGACCGGGGUGUUUGGAGUGAAAAUUGGCGUUGUUACCAAAAGGGAGCGUUCAAAAGUGCCAUAUAUAGUGCGACAGUGCAUUGAGGAAAUUGAGAGACGCGGCAUGGAAGAAGUCGGAAUCUACCGGGUAUCGGGGGUAGCUACUGACAUUCAAGCCUUGAAGAAUGCAUUUGAUUCAAAUAACAAAGAUGUUUCUGUUAUGAUGAGUGACAUGGAUGUUAAUGCCAUUGCUGGAACCCUCAAGUUGUAUUUUCGGGAACUCCCAGCACCACUUUUCACAGAUGAACUAUAUCCCAACUUUGUUGAAGGAGUUGCAUUAUCCGAUCCUGUGGCCAAAGAGAGCUGUAUGUUGAACUUGCUGUUGUCUCUACCAGAGCCCAGCCUACUCACUUUCCUGUUUCUACUGGACCACCUCAAAAGGGUGGCCGAGAAGGAGUGUGUGAAUAAGAUGUCCCUGCAUAACCUGGCUACUGUGUUUGGCCCAACCUUGCUGCGGCCAUCUGAGAAAAACAGCAAAAUCCCUACCAAUCCUACACAGCCAAUCAGCAUGGCCGAUAGUUGGAGUCUGGAAGUCAUGUCACAGGUGCAGGUUCUGUUGUACUUUCUACAGCUUGACACUAUUCCAACCCCGGACAGCAAACGUCAGAGCAUUCUCUUCUCGACUGAAGUGUGAUCUACUAAGACCCGCUUAUGGAGAGGGCACACAGCCUCUGUAGAUCACUUAGCUAGCCUGUAACCAGUGCAGGGUGAGAGGUAUAGGAGGGGGGCAGGUGGAUUCCCCACCUCCUAUAAAAUAAGUUGGCAAUCCCUAGGUGGUUUGCAAUAUAGCAAUUGUUGGCAUCAAAAGUGCUAUUUUUAAUUUAUUUAUUUAUACGUUUUUUAGAUAAACUUUAGAGCAGCUAUGGGCUCCCCAUUAACCUAUAAAACGAUGUAUAAGAUGUCUGUAUCUCAUCAGGAACCAAAAUGAAGUUACUGCCUAUUGCUCUGCCUUCAAUGUGUACUGUAGGUUUUAUAUUUUCUUUUUAAUCAGCAGACUGUUUGUCACAUAAAAAUAGGAUCUAAUUUGUAUGAUGAGUAAUGAGUUGACAUUGCUACAGGGCAGAGCUUCAGCUUGUCUUUGCACAGUGUUACAAGGUAUGAAAUGCAAUAGUAAUUUGUUUCUGAAUAGUAUGUGUCAUGAUAAGCUUCAGCCACUAGAUGUCAAAAAAGGCCAACAAGCCAGGCCUGCUGCUGAAUGAACCUUCCCAAUGCAGGAUUUAUCUGAGGUCCACGUUUUAGUGCUGGGAUUUUCCUAUUGGGACUUCUCUGUGCCUGUUAUUUCAGGUGUAUAUGUCAUAGAUUUUAGAACACUUUUAAUGUCUGCAUGUUUUUCCGGGUGUUUUAUUGUUCUGAGUGGUUUGUGUUGAGAGAGAGAUAUAGCCAAAAAUGUCAGAAUCGGUUCUUGUUCUGUAGAAGCAGGCUAUUUUGCCCUUAGAAAUUCCUUUUUCGGAUAUUGAGCUCACUGUUUUGGCCUAUCAGUGGACUCUAGAGCUGCAACCAUGAGCUGGUGCAUAGGAAGAUGUCUACAUUGGGAUCUGAAGCCAUAAAAAAACAUUUUUUUAUAAACGAACAAUGCCAUUUCCCAGCAUUUACCGGAACAAUGUCCUGCACAAUGCUACAUUUCGAAAGCGGAGCUGGUCUCUGUGUUCAGGUGCUUUACGCUUUGGACUACAGGAUUUCACUGCCAGAAACAUGGAGGAAUUUCCUCUAUGUCUUUAAUAUCCUUGGGGUCCAGUGUCGGACAUGGUCUGUACAUGAAGAUAGUGAGGUAUAAGGCAUGUAAUUCAUGUGGAGAAUGUGCCAUGACGUAAGGCUGCCCUUGGCGUUUUGCACAUGGGAAGCUGCUGAGCACAUCUGAGGCUUAUAAUGUGCAUUGUGUGUACUGUGUAGAGCCACAAUCCACCUGAAUGUUCUAAUAAAGAAAAAUGAUUGUUCACUAUUUAGUAGGGUGUAGUGACUACUGAAUUUUAAUCUCAUGCUUCAGGACCUUUGUUUUGGGGACCAUUUCCAUUCCAGUGUAUAUGCAGCUUUUAGUCAGUUUAUUGGGGACUUGCACUGAAUAGCAGUUUUAACUCUGUGCAAAGCUUCAGAUAGUUAAAUCGUUUUGGUACUUUUUAGAUCUUGAGUGGUGGAUCGCUGAUCACAACCCAGUAAAAUAAGUUUCAAUUUUUAUAUCAAUCCAGCAAUAUUUAAUGUUUUGUGACAUACUGUGCUCUGUCCUGUAUACUUUGUUAGGGGAGACACUCGCUGAUCUCUUGUUGUUACCAGGAGCCACAAACACAGAUUGAUUAGUUCAGCUCCAACAGCAGAGACAAAUGUGUUUUUGCUUCCCCCUAUUUUAGUGGUAGGAAAGAGCGUCAGAUUCCUGUUUUUUUUUUUUUUUUUUUAUUUCUGCUUUUUUUUCUAAAAUGGAUAAAUAAUAUUUAAAAAGGGAAUUAUAUUGUAUUUGUUAAAAUAUUCAAAAGCAUUUUUAGCCUCUGUUUAUACACAAGCUAUUCAAUAAAAGUAAAUCUUAAAUUAAA
This is a messenger RNA of Rana temporaria (common frog), 5818 nucleotides long. RefSeq names its product BCR activator of RhoGEF and GTPase (gene BCR). Gene Ontology annotation, molecular function: GTPase activator activity; protein serine/threonine kinase activity; guanyl-nucleotide exchange factor activity. Bases 436 to 3930 code for a protein of 1164 amino acids. The record is from RefSeq and is a predicted model, not a curated record. Lineage: Eukaryota; Metazoa; Chordata; Amphibia; Anura; Ranidae. The transcript is spliced from 23 exons. Gene Ontology annotation, biological process: positive regulation of GTPase activity; intracellular signal transduction; protein phosphorylation. Gene Ontology annotation, cellular component: membrane.